CUUAUCGGCCGGGGGGAACCAAUUGCGCUUCAAUUCGGAGAUUGCCAGAACCGAUAGGUCCGCUAUGAAAAAUUCUUGUCAAGCACCAACAACUUCCUCAUGCUCGUUACAGCAAGUAAACGAGCAACACCAGCAGCAUCCUCCAAACCAUACCUUGGAGAAGACGUUUGACCUGUUGGCUCAAUCAGCUAUCGAGAGCAGCCACGUACAGGAGCAUCCAUCGAUGGAGUCGAGCAAUUUUACACAGAACGGUGGCGAUUCUGACCAAACGUUACAUACUUUUCCAAUAGCCAUAGUUCCAGAUGCAAGCGGUGGAUCACCGUUGAAAGCUAGCGCAAGUGCAAAUGCCUCGACCCCUUCACUCACCGAAGAAGCAAACUGUUCGUCAGUCUUUUCUUUCGUAGCUACAUCUGGCACAAUAAUAUCAGAUUUCAAUCGACGUUCAAGAGUCCCUGGUGGAGCUGCUGCGAAACUGAUGUUUGUCGGCCCGCAAGGAACGUUUUCGCAAGGCGAUGAUGAAGAGACACCGCUCAUAAUGUCACCGCCGUCAAAGGAAAGCAUAGCGAUAAAUGAAACCAAAAAGAACGAUCAAAUUCUUCACACCAUCAUGGAACAGACCAAGGCAGAAUUUAUAACCGGUAGCCCCUUCAAUAGACGAUACAAACAUACGCCAACUACAGAAGCGUCAAGCAAUGCAAAUGACAAUGUCCUCACGAAUGCCGAAGUGGUCUCUGAAAGUUUUUCCAAGCUAUCCCACCUGGAGCAUAUAUCUAUUGCAGCAUCCUCUCUGCCUACCUAUGAGCAUCCGUUCGCAAUAGAAAAACCACUUGGGAGCAUGGAGACGCCGAAUAAGACGUUAUACGAUUUGCUCGCCACGAUAUGCUCGCCACCUGAUGGGGCGGAUCCUGACAUCGGAUACACAGUUCGCCGAAAAAAUAGUUGCGGUGCUCUUCAGGUCCUUACAGCUGAUCCGAGGAAGCGGAUCCACUUAUGUAGGACACUUGGUGUUCUAACGGCUCUCACUUCUGUCCUAAUGGAUUCUCGGGAAUGCGGUCUUGGCGACAAUCUUGACAACCGGCACCAUAAUGAACUUAAAUCAGCCUGCAAUCGUGCUGUCUCCUGUUUACUGAAUCUCUCAAAGCCCAAGGACAAUCGUAUAUGCAUUUUUCGUUCACCUUUUCUUGUCCAAGCCUUGAUCGCUGUCAUUGCUGAAGAUAAAGGAGUUGCUCGCUGCGGAUGCUGUGCUGUACUGGCAUUCGUGACUAAAUCUGUCGAGAAUCGAAUACAACUGACCAGAUUCCCAGACAUGUUGCCUGCACUCGUCCAAGCGCUCAUACCUGAACUACCCCAGUUUAAGAAUUCUAAUCCUAUGAAGCCAUUCGAGGGCGUGUUUCCUUUGUCAUCUGAUGAAGCGGCAGAGUGGAAAAAGAGCAUGGAAUCCAUUGUCUCAACCCCGCUAUCUUCAUCUCCUUCCCUGAUAUCUUCUCAUCACGCAUCGCAAAACGAUAGCACUGAUCUGACGCACUGUGACAUGGUGAGUCAAACCUCUGCUAGAUUGAAACACUACAGCAAUGUCACCAAUCCAGUAGUCCAAGCAACGAGGCAGCACGUUUUCGCUACCUUGAGCAAUCUUGUCAAGCAGAAAGAGAAUGUGUUGCAUCUGACUUGCAAUAUAUCAGGGCUGUCCUUUCCACUCCGUGGCCAUCCGUCUGCUGGCCAAUUUAACUCGACAUAA
Messenger RNA from Phaeodactylum tricornutum CCAP 1055/1, 1735 nucleotides. RefSeq lists its product with no specific name. Bases 65 to 1735 code for a protein of 556 amino acids. Lineage: Eukaryota; Bacillariophyta; Bacillariophyceae; Surirellales; Neidiaceae. The transcript has 2 exons. The record is from RefSeq and is a predicted model, not a curated record.